GUGAUCGAAUAUCUUUUACGCUUUAAGGAAGGCAACAAUCUGGCCAACGGAACGACGCUGGGUCCAUUGCAAAUCGAUGUUGGCGUUGCUGGUGCAUUGGCGGAUAGCCUGAAUGGUGAUCGCCGGAGGCAUCGAACCGAUCCCGGGAUUAUCACUCAACGAAUCAGCACUUAUUUACACAGACAAUUGUGCUUGAUAUGA
Molecule: messenger RNA, 201 nt
Organism: Anisakis simplex (herring worm)
Lineage: Eukaryota; Metazoa; Nematoda; Chromadorea; Rhabditida; Anisakidae
Source: the annotation of a GenBank genome assembly